GCACUACUCCACUAUUACUCCGUCGGCUGCUUCCAACCUGAGUGUCGUCUCUGGAGCUCUGCUAGCAUUAACCAACCCGGACAACCGUGAACUCCCUCCACCUUGAACCUUGAAUCCCGAACCAUCAAAGCAACUCGAGGCUCGAUAAUACAAAUCUUCCCAACAUACUCAGUCCGAAACAGACCCAAGUGCAAUACGCCUUGCGGAGUAUUAGUUGCAUUCCAGCAAUCAAGCAGACCUGAAGCCGCCCGGCCCCUGCUGUCGUCCAAGAAUAGUUGAUUGCGUCAGUGGCACACCAUGUCGUCCAGAAAGAAGGUCCUCCUCAAAGUCAUUAUCCUCGGCGAUAGCGGUGUGGGAAAGACAAGUUUGAUGAACCAAUAUGUCAAUAAGAAAUUUAGUGCAAGCUACAAGGCGACGAUCGGCGCCGAUUUCCUAACGCGGGAAGUCCUGGUCGACGACCGACAAGUCACGAUGCAGCUCUGGGAUACGGCCGGACAAGAACGCUUUCAGUCUUUGGGAGUCGCUUUCUAUCGGGGAGCUGACUGCUGCGUCCUCGUGUACGAUGUCAACAAUUCUAAAAGCUUCGACGCGCUGGAUAGUUGGAGGGACGAGUUCCUGAUCCAGGCUUCCCCGCGAGACCCUGACAAUUUCCCCUUUGUUGUCCUCGGAAACAAGAUCGAUGUUGAGGAAAGCAAGAGAGUGAUUUCUACCAAGCGCGCAAUGGCAUUCUGUCAGUCCAAGGGCGGAAUUCCCUAUUUCGAGACCAGUGCGAAGGAAGCCAUUAAUGUCGAGCAGGCCUUCGAAGUGAUCGCGCGCAAUGCAUUAGCCCAAGAAGAAUCAGAGGAAUUCAGCGGCGACUUCCAAGACCCUAUCAAUAUCCAUAUUGAAAACGACCGUGAUGGAUGUGCUUGUUAGCGGGGUGAUCACAGGUUUGCUGGCAAGCGACUUGUUGCACGACAGAAGCAGAGAGCCUCAUAAUGGACGCAUGCAUGGAUGGAUGAUUGGAACACGGGCUCGCACUUUCUUUCGUCAUUACACGAUGUUCAAAUCCAGACGGUCGGUCCUAGGGUGCGGGCAGAUGUCGGACUUGGAUGUAGCAUUGUCUUUGUGGUACUGUUGUUGUUGUUGGGGUGUUUUCCGGGUUUCUUUUUCGAUUUUGCGAAUUAUACUUCUCGGGAUUCCUUCUUGCCGUCCUCAGUGGCCUUAGUGCACAGGCUGCCUACUAGCCACCCUUAUAUCCUUUGCUGUCCUUCCGUGCUUGGUUACGAGGUAACUUUAAGCUAUCACCUGAACGAAGGUUAACACCUUACUCCGUAAGGUAGAUAAAACUAUUAGCAGUCUGAAAUACGCACUUUAUGUUCGGGUAUUAAAAAAAGAUAAAGGAAGAAAGAAGAAGGGCGG
Molecule: messenger RNA, 1401 nt
Organism: Sodiomyces alkalinus F11
Lineage: Eukaryota; Fungi; Ascomycota; Sordariomycetes; Glomerellales; Plectosphaerellaceae
Product: ras-like protein Rab7
Exons: 5
Coding region: 298-915 (205 amino acids)
Biological process (GO): regulation of vacuole fusion, non-autophagic
Cellular component (GO): fungal-type vacuole membrane; late endosome; vacuole
Molecular function (GO): GTPase activity; GTP binding
Source: RefSeq, a predicted model, not a curated record